AUGCUGAUCUCUUUCAAAUCUGCUGGUGGUAUACCGACGCUGUCAUCCCCUUCGACAAAUGGCUGUGCUGGAUCGACUACCACCGAGGCAUCCUCUUCUGUGACAUGUCCAAACUGCCCAACCAACCUACUGUCUCCUUCAUCUGGUUCCCUCUGGAGUCUGGACAAGUUGCCUAUUUCCGGCAUACGCAAGGGCACAUCCACCAGCUGCUACCGUGCUGUGUCCGUUGUAGACAGCGGCCGUGCGCUCAAGUUUGUCAAUAUCACCCGUGAUGAUGGCAUUCCCUUCGCAGCACUCAAACCCGGCACUGGUUUCACCAUCACCUGCCACACCCUCAUGUUAGGCGGCGGCAGCAUGGCGUGGAAGGAGGACUACACGGUCACCUCCGGUGAGCUCUGGGAGGCCAACACUCGCCUCCCGCGCCAAAUCCUCAUGUUCCCUCGAGUCGACAUCGACAGGCCACAUGUAGCGCACUUCCUUUCCGUCCAGUUUGGAUAUGCUGCCAACAAGAAGAUGUGGGUGGUCUCCAUCGACAUGAGCACCAAGACCGUGGAGUCAUUUUCUCUGCAUAUCAAUGGGGAUGAGGGCCGUAAAACUGAUGACGCUGACCUGAUCGAGUAUAGGUCCAUGGCUGUCGUGCCCUUCAUCCCUUGUGAGUUCCCCAAGUUCCUCAAUUUGUCAAGGAAGAAGAGGGAGCAUAUGGAAUGAGUCUAUUCCCGCCAACUUCAUAGGUUGUGGUCUUCUCGACCAACCAUAUUGCAUCCGUCUAAAUGGUUCCACAAGAAAGGCUCCUGUCUUGCUUGUCAACAAGAUUGAGGAGCUGUGUUUCAUGUUGUGGCCUAGGAAGCAUCUAUCUUUUAUGGUCUAUUUUUAUGUUGUAUGAACGGAUAAGUUAUGUUAAGUUUAUCGUGUGUGGUCAAGGAAGAAGU
This is a messenger RNA of Panicum virgatum (switchgrass), 929 nucleotides long. RefSeq lists its product as uncharacterized. Bases 1 to 708 code for a protein of 235 amino acids. The transcript has 2 exons. The record is from RefSeq and is a predicted model, not a curated record. NCBI's taxonomy places the organism in Eukaryota, Viridiplantae, Streptophyta, Magnoliopsida, Poales, Poaceae.